CUUUUUUCCAGCUCGGCGUUGCGAUGCAGCAGCAGUGAGUUUGGCGUGUCUGCCUGCGAUGUUACGGAUGAAAGUCGUUGCACAUUUGUGUUGACUGAUUUAGGAAAUAAACAAUGCAUUUCUGACCGGCAGAAGUCGAAGAUAAACACUGGAAUGAACCUGCAUAAGAUACUUCACAGCAACAAAUCAAACCUGUUUGGAGCUAACUUCUUCCUUUCUUCUUCCUGAUGGAAGUUGACAACUGCUUCAGAAACCAUCUGGAUUCAAGUCCCAAGGAUUUGGUUAAGCCAUUGAGUUUUGUCAUGGAUGAUCGUGGAUCUCAGUCCCACAUGAGAAGCUCUGCUUUGAGGGUGUCAGCCAAAAAUAAAGCCCCGUCCCCACCAGGACUGAAGAAGCUGGAUUCUUCAGGUUUCUCCCAGUGGCACCCAGGAAACCCUCAUUUAACCAUGGACCAGAAGGAGAACCUUAUCGAUAAAGAGCUUUCUCUCACCGUGGUUCUGCCUGGAGGAGUGGAAAAGACGACGGUGGUUCAUGGAAGUAAACCCCUAAUGGACCUAUUAGUGACGCUUUGUGCCAAGUAUCACCUGAACCCGUCGAGCCACACUUUAGAACUGGUCACAUCCAACAGGAACAACGUCAAGCUCAAGCCCAAUGCUCUCAUUGGAACGUUGGGUGCAGAAAAGAUCAUACUGAAACCUAAAGGAGAGGAUGCAAACAAGAAAACUGGUCCCCAGAUGCCCGAGGCUACGGUUCGGAUGGUGAUAAACUACAGAAAGAGCCAGAAAACGAUAUUGCGAGUAAAUCCUCGAGUCCCUCUACAUGAACUCUUACCGGCAAUAUGUGAGAAAUGUGAAUUUGACACUGAGACUACAGUUCUGUUGAGAGAUGUCACGUCACUGGCCCCGUUGGACUUGUCCAACACUCUUAAUGAUUAUGCAAUACGGGAGGUUUACGCAAAAGACACAAAAAGACAAGCUGCUUCUCCUGUGCACUCGAACUCACCACCUUGUUCAGGAGCAGUAACGCCAAGCAAAGAUAAAAAUCAGAAAGAGAAAGAAAAUAAAGGCCGUUUCAGCAUGUUUAGAAAAAGCAAGAAAAAGGCAGAGCAGCCAACAACCGCCAGCGCCCCUGCUUCUCCUGUCCUCGUCAGCAAACCCCGACCUCUCAGUGUGGCUUUACCCAUCUCGGAUUCAGCCUCUCUCGGCUCUUCCAUGUUCGCCGAUGUGCCAAAGAAGAGACGUGCGCCCCAACCCCCGGUCCUUGUGUCGCAGAGCUUUCGCUCAGACUUUGGCGCCCGCCGGAGACUCCACUCUGAGCCCAACCCCCUUCCUGAUGAUCAGGUGGCUGGUGUAAGUCGUGGGUCCUCAGCUGAGUCUUCACUGAGGAGGACCAAACGCAGGGCUCCUCCACCCCCAAGUUCUCCGAGCCCUGUUCUCCAAGAAACUAUUUCAGAAGAUUUGCAAGUGACUGUGGCUGCUAACCCGCUACAAGAGAUCAUGGAGCAGGAGGAGACCAGCGCGUCUGUAAUAUCUGCAAUAACUGCAGCAGCUUGCAGUACCCAGGAAGAGAUCAGUAGCCUCAACGUGUCGUCUGAAGUCUCAUUACAUUCACCUUCCCCUGAUAUUGGGUCUAGGAGCACAGUGGAGGAGAUUGGGGAAGAUCAGUCGCCUGAUCUGUCCUCAGAUGGCAAUCUUCUGGAAAGCCUUGUGAAUGGUUCUGCAGCUUUGAGUGAAAAUAAAAUUGAUGUCGCAGACGCUCACGAACUGACAGUUACCAAUGGUGAACCACUCAAAGAUAGCCCACAGUCCAUCUGUGAAGAGUCUGCAGCCGAGAGCGCUGAAAGGGAUUGUAGCGUUGGCGUCCAAACUCUGCCUCAGACGAAGGAUGAAGAAGUGCAGGCAAACACCGAAACCCUUCAAGAGCUGACUGACGGCGUGGAGAGUUCAGCCACCAGCACAUCAUCUCCCACCGGAGUAGGCGCUCAAGUGCAAACCGAUUCCACAAGUUUCUCCGAGCCUCCUCCACAGCAACACGAGGACAAAGUUCCUUCAUCAGCACAUUCACUCGCUGCACAAACGGUGGAGAAAAAAGACACGGCCACUCUGACAGAGGAGCUGGAACCAUCUGACCUGAAGCAUGCCUCGCUCCAAACUUCACCGUGCCAAGACUCGACACCAAGUGUGCCUGCUACUUUGAAAGCACCGCCUAUGUACGCCACAAACUCUGAGCCAAAACCUAAACCUUCCAAUGAGCUGACAAGGGACUACAUCCCCAAAGUGGGGAUGACUACAUACACCAUUGUGCCUCAGAAAUCUCAUGAGAAACUGAGAUACUAUGAAGUUGCACUGACACUGGAGGCUGCUUCCAAAGCUCCAGAUGGCCUUGAAAUUGGUUCUCUUGAUUUAAAUGAGGACACAGGACAGAUUGGUGACUCAAAAGAGAAAUGCGAGCUAGGUUCUAAUUUACCCAGGGAUGACUUGAUGACUAGCACAAUAACCACUACUACUACUACUCAACACACUGUAAAUGAAAGUAUACCUACAUAUUCUUCUUCACCAAUAACUUUACACAGCCCAGACAAUGUCCUCUCCGCCAAUCCUGUGUCUCCACCAGGUUCGCCAGCAGAGGUCAAGGAAAUGAAAAUUCCACCCGCAACCAAACCCAAGCCUGCUUCUAUCCACUUGGCCCAGCACAAAAAAAGACCUGGAUAUUACGUAACUUCAGCUGCUGAGAAAAGCCUCAGUGCCAGUCCUGGCUCUGGGCUCAAGGAGACUGAAGGGAGUGCAGAAGGAGCAGCGCUGCCAUCCCCUCCUCCUCUUUCUCCUCCUUUUCCUCCACCUCCUGUACAGUUUCAAGGGGAGGCAGCAGAGGCCACUAAUGUUCUGUUGAGCCCCCAGCAGGAGGGCAAGAAUGCAUACUCAAGAAUGACGAGGCAAAGCAGCCUGCCUUCUAGAGAGCCCAGCGCAGGGCUAAGCUUGGAAAAAUUAAGAAGCUUUGCAGCGCCGAGACCAUUCGCUCCGACAACGCCUUCCCGCUUCGCCCAGGCGGUGUCCUCGGCUGUGAAACGGAGCCAGUCUCUAUCCCACAGGCCAAAGUUGCCUCCCUCGUCUGCGUUUCCACCGGCCUUUCCAAUUACAAGUCCGUCAUCAGUCUUGGAGUCAGAGGGAUUAUCCAAGCUCGAGAGUGAAGAGGGUGUUCAGAGCAAACCGUAGCUGUGCCGUUAAUCUGAUGACAUAUCAGCCACAGUAAGCCAAAACCAGCUCUUUACAAAACCGUUUUGAUACAUUUUGACACCAACAU
Messenger RNA from Nematolebias whitei (Rio pearlfish), 3300 nucleotides. It is a transcript of the gene cobll1b, whose product is annotated as cordon-bleu WH2 repeat protein-like 1b. Gene Ontology annotation, molecular function: actin monomer binding. The record is from RefSeq and is a predicted model, not a curated record. Bases 228 to 3212 code for a protein of 994 amino acids. The transcript is spliced from 13 exons. Lineage: Eukaryota; Metazoa; Chordata; Actinopteri; Cyprinodontiformes; Rivulidae.